AUGUCGUCUGCCAGCUUAGGAAAUGGGGGAGUUGGAAGUUCCAGGUCUGUUAAUGGUUUCAAAAGUUCGUCUAGUUCAGUGGAUUGGCUGGGCAGAGAGAUGCUUGAGAUGAGAUUGAGGGACAAGGUGGACCAUGACGAGGACAGAGAUAGUGAACCUGAUGUAAUUGAUGGUGUGGGUGCAGAAGCAGGACAUGUCAUAAGGACUACCAUCGGUGGCCGAAAUGGUCAAUCUAGGCAGACUAUCAGUUAUAUAGCAGAACACGUGGUUGGAACUGGUUCUUUUGGUGUUGUCUUUCAAGCGAAAUGCAGGGAAACUGGAGAGAUUGUCGCCAUUAAGAAAGUGCUUCAAGAUAAACGCUACAAGAACAGGGAGUUACAGAUUAUGCAGAUGUUGGAUCAUCCAAAUAUCGUUGCCCUUAAACACUGCUUCUUUUCCACAACAGACAAGGAAGAGCUCUACCUGAAUCUUGUUCUUGAAUAUGUUCCUGAAACUGUUAAUCGUAUUGCUAGGAACUACAGCAGAAUCAACCAACGGAUGCCUUUGAUAUAUGUCAAACUCUACACAUAUCAGGCUAGUAAGAGAUAUGUAGGGCUCUUGCCUAUAUACACAACUGCAUCGGUAUUUGUCACCGGGACAUCAAGCCUCAAAACUUACUGUAAAUUGUUCAUUCCCCAGGUGAAUCCAUCCACACAUCAGCUGAAACUUUGUGAUUUUGGGAGUGCUAAAGUGCUGGUGAAAGGCGAGCCAAAUGUUUCUUACAUAUGUUCAAGAUACUAUCGUGCUCCAGAACUGAUAUUUGGAGCUACUGAGUACACAACUGCUAUUGACAUCUGGUCUACUGGUUGUGUGAUGGCUGAGUUGCUACUUGGGCAGCCUUUGUUUCCUGGUGAAAGUGGAGUCGACCAACUAGUUGAGAUCAUUAAGGUUUUGGGAACACCGACCAGGGAGGAGAUAAAGUGCAUGAACCCAAACUAUACAGAAUUUAAGUUCCCUCAGAUAAAGCCUCAUCCAUGGCACAAAAUUUUGUCUGAAAUUCUCAUCCACCAGGUCUUCCAAAAGCGUUUACCCCCAGAAGCAGUGGACCUUGUCUGUAGGUUUUUCCAAUACUCUCCUAAUUUGCGAUGCACUGCUUUGGAAGCUUGCGUUCACCCGUUCUUUGAUGAAUUGAGAGAUCCAACCACCCGCCUUCCAAAUGGUCGCCCUCUUCCUCCACUAUUUAAUUUUAAACCCCAAGAGCUCUCGGGCAUACCGACUGAUAUUGUCAAUAGGCUUAUUCCGGAGUAUGCUCGCAAACAGAACUUAUUCAUGGCUUUGCACUCUUAG
Molecule: messenger RNA, 1326 nt
Organism: Dovyalis caffra
Lineage: Eukaryota; Viridiplantae; Streptophyta; Magnoliopsida; Malpighiales; Salicaceae
Source: the annotation of a GenBank genome assembly